AUGGAGCGAUCAGUAGGAAAUAUAAAGGAAAUGUUGCGUGAAAAUGUUGCCCGCUUUUUAGAGCAUGCCGAUGGACGUGAAGUGAUCGUUAGCGUAACGGCACGACUUGUCAAGAAACGUCCGUUUCAUGCCUUCAGAGUGAAGAACAAAAAAGAAUGGAAAAGGAUUCAGAAAUUGAGCAGUCAAAGUCAAAUGCGACGGAUAAAACGCCAUCGAAAGUUAGCAAAUCAACCACCGUCUCCAGCCAAGAUAACAGUUCCGGGAUUGUGA
Messenger RNA from Acanthocheilonema viteae, 270 nucleotides. The record is from the annotation of a GenBank genome assembly. Lineage: Eukaryota; Metazoa; Nematoda; Chromadorea; Rhabditida; Onchocercidae.